Triticum dicoccoides is the source of this 1352-nucleotide messenger RNA. RefSeq lists its product as uncharacterized. Lineage: Eukaryota; Viridiplantae; Streptophyta; Magnoliopsida; Poales; Poaceae. The coding region runs from base 1 to 1038 and encodes 345 amino acids. Gene Ontology annotation, biological process: nucleobase-containing compound metabolic process. The record is from RefSeq and is a predicted model, not a curated record. Gene Ontology annotation, molecular function: nucleic acid binding; 3'-5' exonuclease activity. The transcript has 2 exons. Gene Ontology annotation, cellular component: nucleus; cytoplasm.
AUGCCCGCACCAUCCUCCCCCGGGUGCCCGACCCCCUACAGCCGCGGCCUGGGCGAGGCCCCUAACCGGUCCGGGUGCUCGGGCUUUCACCCCUGGGUGCCCGGCCUCCCCUGGCCCGAGGGUGCACCCCCACUGACCGGUCCGGCUGCCCGGACCCUCCACCACCGGGUGCCCGGCCCUCCCUGGCGCCUCUUCCUCCGGGUUCCCGGGCCACUUUACCUCGGGUGCCCGGACUCCUCCGACUGCGCGCAUUUUGGGCAAAUUGACCCUUGCCAGCUAUACCAGAGAUGCCCACCCGACGCCUUAUCCUCGCGGUGUACUCCCUUCCCUAUCGUGAACCCAGUUUACCCUUGUCGAAAAAAAGGAGAACACUUUACCCUUGUCGUUUGCGCACCGGAGAUUGGAAGUAGCAGCAGCCGGACGAGGCGAUCCAGUAUGGGGGACACGUAUGUCACCGACGUUGCCCUCGGGGAGGAGGUGAUCACCACCACCGUGACGUUCUCCGGCGCGGCCGUGGAGGACUGGGUCGAGGAGGUGUACUCCACGUACGCCGGCUGCCCCAACCAAAUCCUCGUCGGGCUCGACGUCGAGUGGCGUCCCAGCUACAGCCGCGUGCAGAACCCCGCCGCGCUCCUGCAGCUCUGCAUUGACCAGCGCUGCCUCAUCUUCCAGCUCCUCCACGCCGACUACAUCCCUGACGCCCUGUCGGGCUUCCUCAUGGACAACCAGUUCUUGUUCGUCGGCGUCGGCGUGGCCGCGGACGCCAAUCGCCUGGCCCAGGACUACGACCUGCAGGUGCUCAAUCUGGAGGACCUGCGCGGCGUCGCGGCCGAAAAGAUGGGCAUCCCGGAGCUCCGCCAGGCUGGGCUGAAAGACCUGGCGCGCGAAGUCUUGGGGGUUACCAUCGAGAAGCCACGGCGGAUUACGAUGGGCCCGUGGGACGCCUGCUGCCUCUCCGACGAGCAGGUCCACUACGCCUGCACCGAUGCCUACGUCUCCUCGCAGAUCGGAUUGGAGCUGUUCACCGGAAACUACUAGCGAUCGAUCGAGGUGAUGCCGUGGCGAGCCCUGCAAACUUGCAUACGAAACUCGGUCCCUAGUGUGUUUGGUUUAGUUUUUGCAGCAUUUUGUUCUUAUUCUCCUAGUGUUAAUUGCUUAUGUCGCGUACUAGCUUAAGCUUCAGAGCAGGGAAAAGGUUGUCAACAUGUUCUGUAGCGGUCUGCUACAGUUUUGAUAUGUGUGCAGCAGUGCAUGUGAUGCUUGCCAACGGGGACCGAAUGUUCCAAAAUUGUAGUGCUUAUUAUGACACACUCUAUUUGAAGUUGCUGAUUCUCUGCUGGAAGAAUUAGACA